Messenger RNA from Sclerotinia sclerotiorum 1980 UF-70, 1977 nucleotides. RefSeq lists its product as hypothetical. The transcript has 5 exons. Gene Ontology annotation, biological process: amine metabolic process. Gene Ontology annotation, molecular function: copper ion binding; primary methylamine oxidase activity; quinone binding. Bases 1 to 1977 code for a protein of 658 amino acids. The record is from RefSeq and is a predicted model, not a curated record. NCBI's taxonomy places the organism in Eukaryota, Fungi, Ascomycota, Leotiomycetes, Helotiales, Sclerotiniaceae.
AUGUCCCCUCCUACCACAAGACCACAUCCCCUAACCCAACUCUCAAUCACCGAGGCCCAUAAAGCCCGCGACAUAGUCAUAGGUCUACACAGCGGCUCUCUCGUCUCUUUCCGCACCAUAUCACUGGAAGAACCCCUCAAAGCAGAGUUGCAAAAGUUUCUAGAAAUAGAACAUAAUGGCGCUCUAGACGCAUCAACUAUUUAUCCAAAAAGAGUUGCUAGGGUUAUGUAUGAUGUUAUUGGUGGUACCAAGAUACCCCAAUAUCAAGAGUCUCUCGUGGAUGUUGAGGAAGGUGUUGAGAUCUCAAGGGAGAUUGUAGAUACCAAACAUCAUGCUCGUUUGACUUUAACCGAAUUCGACGACCUAGUAAAAGCCGCGUGGGCCUCCUCUCUUUUCAAAGAAGCGGUCUCCGAGCUCCAUAUCCCAGAAGGAUUUGAAGUCGUCGUAGAACCCUGGCCAUAUGGAGGAAGCAUCGAGGACGAAAAUCCUCGAUACUUUCAAGGUCUCUGUUUUGCGCAGGAUAAGCGAAAUGGGAACCCAGAUUCGAAUUUCUAUGGGUAUCCGCUUCCUUUGAUUCCUAUCAUGGAUGCUCAUACGCGCGAGAUUAUUCGGGUGGAAAGAUUGGCUACGGGAGGGAUUGAAGAUGGAUUUAAGGUGGGGACUCAUGAUAGGGAUAUUUUGAAACAUUGUAAGCCGUCGGAAUAUGUGCCGGAAUUGUUGGAAAAUGGUACGAGAAAGGGCUUGAAACCUAUUAAUGUGGUGCAGCCUGAAGGGCCAAGUUUUGUGGUAGAUGAGGAUGAGAGUUUGGUGGAGUGGCAGAAUUGGAGGUUUAGGGUCGGUUUUAAUCAUAGGGAGGGGGCUACCAUUCAUGAUGUGAGAUAUGAGGGGAGGAGUAUUUUAUAUCGGCUGAGUAUGUCGGAGAUGACUGUUCCGUAUGCAGAUGCUCGAGCUCCAUUUUAUCGCAAACAAGCAUUUGAUUUUGGAGAUGGUGGUGCAGGAGACUGUGCCAAUAACCUGGAGUUGGGAUGUGAUUGUCUGGGCGUCAUAAAAUAUUUUGACGGCACUAAAACUCAAGCCGAUGGAACCGUCUCCACAAGUCCCAACGUCAUUUGUCUGCACGAACAAGAUGCCGGUAUUGGCUGGAAACACACCAAUUGGCGUACCGGUCGCGCAGUCGUAACCCGUCACCGCGAACUCGUCGUUCAAUUCAUCAUCACCCUCGCAAACUAUGAAUACGUAUUCGCCUACAAAUUUGAUCUUGCUGGUGGCAUCACUGUCGAAACACGCGCUACGGGUAUCGUAUCCGUCGUCUCAAUCGACGCCGGCAAGAACAAGAGCGAAUACGGAAAUGUAGUAGCCCCAGGUGUCCUAGCACAAAAUCAUCAACAUAUCUUCUGCGUGCGUAUUGAUCCCGCGGUAGAUGGACCACUAAAUACCAUCAUGGUAGAGGAAUCCCACGCCGUGGCUGACAAGACACGGAAUCCGCACGGAAAUUUCUACGAAGUGGUUUCGAAGCCUGUAGAGAAGGUAUCGUGGAUCGAUGCCGCACCGAUGAACAACAUGUUUAUCAAAAUGAUCAAUCCAGGCAAGAAAAACAGCAUUAGCGGAAAAAACGUCGGCUAUAAAUUCAUGCCUGCAGCUACACAGGUAUUACUCGCACAGGAUGAGAGUAUCCAGGCCCAACGGGCUCGAUUCGCUCAACAUCACGUGUGGGUAACGAAAUAUAGAGAUGGGGAAUUAUUCGCAGGUGGGAGAUAUACGCUGCAGAGUAAGCGGGAAGUAGACGGGGUAGCGGAUGCGGUGGAUAGGGGGGAGUUUUUGGGGACAGAGGAGGGUGAGGAUGUAGUGGUGUGGAAUUGUUUUGGUUUGACGCAUAAUCCGCGUGUCGAGGAUUGGCCAGUUAUGCCGGUUGAGAUUCAUGAGUUGAGGAUUAAACCGUGUGAUUUUUUUGAGGGGAAUCCUGCUAUUGAUUAUUGA